Messenger RNA from Carlito syrichta (Philippine tarsier), 1340 nucleotides. RefSeq names its product PIH1 domain containing 2 (gene PIH1D2). Gene Ontology annotation, biological process: box C/D snoRNP assembly; rRNA processing. The record is from RefSeq and is a predicted model, not a curated record. Lineage: Eukaryota; Metazoa; Chordata; Mammalia; Primates; Tarsiidae. The transcript has 6 exons. Gene Ontology annotation, cellular component: cytoplasm; R2TP complex; ribonucleoprotein complex. Bases 324 to 1283 code for a protein of 319 amino acids.
GGAAGUCGUGCUCCCGAGAAUUUCUUCCCACCUGCAGCAGACCCAGAGACUCCGACAAGGGAGGAUUUCCAGCGCAUUUGAAAGGUGGACGGGUGCAGAAGGGCGGCAGGCGCUUUCCCGGCAGAGAGGCCGGUCGGGCCCAACUGAAAAGCAAACCCGCCACCGGAAGGGGGAGAUUCCGGAACUGGAAUAAAGAGAUCUUUAUGCUGGAGCUUCCCGGACCCAAUUAGAUGUUGUACCCAGUCUGGUUACCCUGGUAACAUGCGUCGCGGUUUGUCAACUAACCGAAGGAAGAGGCUUAAGAAGCCUAUUCACCAUCAGUCAUGGAGACAUCCUCAAAGGGUCUGCUCACCCAAGUUACUCAGUUUUGGAACCUUCUAGAUGAUCUGGCUGAAAGUGACCCUGAGAACUAUGAGAAGUUCAUUCAACAGCAGCUGAAAGAGGGGAAACAGUUCUGUGCUGCCCCAGAACCACAGUUCUGUGUACAGGCCAGGAUCCUGAAACCAAAAGAAAAAAAACUUUUUAUCAACCUAUGUCAGUGGAAAAGGAUCCCAGCUCCCCAGUCAAUGACUCAUCCAGUACCUCUACAUAUUGGCAAACUAGAAGAUAUGACUGAGACAUCAGAUGCUUACACAGUCAUCGAUGUUGCCUGCAAUCCUGCUGUUCUUCAGGCAGCAGAAAAGGACCAAGUGAAAAAAGACCAUUUAAUACAGAUGUCCAUGGCAUGCCUGGAGAAGCAAUUCCAGUUCAUUCUCUCACACUCUUACCAUAUUACCAAAUCUAGAAUAAAAGGAAGUAUUCAAAGAAUGAAACAAAAUCUGAUGGGAAUCCAAACUGAUUCCACAGAUUUAAGAGAAAAAAUGAAAAAGGAAAUUACUCUUCAACAGAUAAGAAGCAGUACUGUGAGCAAUCCAGAUCACUUUCCUCAACUGUUACUGCCAAAAGAUCACAUGUCAGGCAAAGCAAAAUGUCUGAUAGAAGAGAUUUCCAGUACUGAAAAUGGUGAUGAAAACACCAUGGAGGUGGAAACACCAGCCCAUGAAUUAAAAAUUGUUCAUGAUCAGAAUAAGAAGCCUUUGAAAACUGAGUUGAGAGUUGAAUUACCUGGUGUUAAUUCAGUCUCUCUCUGUGACCUUAGUGUUUCUGAGGAUGAUUUAUUGAUUGAAGUCUCUGAGAAGUACAGAUUAUAUCUGAAUCUUCCAAAACCUAUUGAUAUGGCAAUGACUACAGCAAAAUUUAUCAAAGAGAAAUCUAUAUUAAUCAUAACAAUGCCAUUGGUAUAAAACAAGUACAUCAUGUGUUUUCAAUGGUUAAAUCAUAUUAAUUAAAGGACUUUCAUU